Molecule: messenger RNA, 1515 nt
Organism: Zygosaccharomyces rouxii
Lineage: Eukaryota; Fungi; Ascomycota; Saccharomycetes; Saccharomycetales; Saccharomycetaceae
Gene: TRP2
Product: anthranilate synthase TRP2
Exons: 1
Coding region: 1-1515 (504 amino acids)
Biological process (GO): L-tryptophan biosynthetic process
Molecular function (GO): anthranilate synthase activity
Source: RefSeq, a predicted model, not a curated record
AUGCCAAGCAUUACAAUUCAACCAGAAAUUGAUACGCUCAAAGAAUUACGCUCUCAAAAUGACGACUCUGUCAACAUGUACCCGGUAUAUGCGUUUUUACCAUCAUUAGAUUUAACACCACAUGUUGCAUAUUUGAAGCUUUCACACUUGAAUGACCCUAAAAGAAGUGAAUCCUUUCUGUUGGAAAGUGCUACUGGUGAUGAACUGGGUAGAUAUUCAUUUAUCGGGAUUUCACCACAUAAAAUCAUUAAAACUGGACCAACAGAAGGCUUGGAAGUGGAUCCUUUGAUCAUCUUAGAGCAGGAAAUGUCUCAUCACAAACUAGCAGAAAAUAUUCCGGGAUUACCUAAACUAAGUGGUGGAGCUGUGGGGUAUAUCUCGUACGAUUGUAUUCGUUAUUUUGAACCAAGGACCAACAGGCCUUUAAAAGAUGUUUUAAAAGUACCAGAGGCAUAUUUGAUGAUGUGCAAUACAAUUAUUGCAUUUGACCAUGUCUUCCAAAGAAUUCAAAUUAUUCACAACAUCGACACUAGGGAAACUUCUUUGGAAGAAGGAUUUCAAGCUGCGUCGGGUCUAAUAACAGACAUCGCGAAAGUCUUGGCAGAUACCCAGUCACCAAUUCCAUAUCCUGAACAACCCCCAAUUAAAUUAAACCAAACUUUUACCUCUAACGUGGGUCAAAAAGGUUAUGAAAAUCACGUUUCCACGUUGAAGAAGCAUAUCAAAUGUGGUGAUAUUUUCCAAGCAGUGCCAUCGCAGAGAGUCGCAAGACCCACCUCAUUGCAUCCAUUCAAUGUCUACAGACAACUAAGAACCGUGAAUCCAUCGCCUUAUCUGUUUUACAUCGAUUGUCUCGAUUUCCAAAUUAUUGGUGCAUCUCCGGAAUUACUAUGCCAAUCUGACAAAAAAAAUAAGGUUAUAACGCAUCCAAUUGCAGGUACUGUUAAAAGAGGUGCUACCAUUGAAGAGGAUGACCAGUUAUCGGACCAAUUGAGUGGUUCAUUGAAGGAUCGCGCUGAACACAUUAUGUUAGUUGAUUUGGCCAGAAACGAUAUCAACCGUAUUUGCCAACCUACCACAACUAAAGUGGAUAAACUUCUCACAGUACAACGGUUUUCUCACGUACAGCAUUUGGUCUCGCAAGUUAGCGGUACGCUAAGACCUGAAAAAAAUAGAUUCGAUGCAUUCAGAUCUGUGUUUCCCGCAGGUACUGUUAGCGGUGCCCCCAAGGUGAGAGCUAUGGAGCUAGUUGGCGAAUUGGAAGGUGAAAAACGUGCUAUCUACGCCGGUGCCGUUGGUAACUGGUCUUACGAUGGUAAAACUAUGGAUACCUGUAUUGCCCUAAGAACUAUGGUUUACAAGGAUAACAUCUGUUACUUGCAAGCUGGUGGUGGUAUAGUUUACGAUUCUGACGAAUAUGAAGAGUACAUUGAAACUAUGAACAAGAUGAUGGCUAAUAACGCUACCGUUGUUAAAGCUGAAGAAUAUUGGGCCCGUAAAGUUGGCACCAUUUGA